AUGCAUGUGGUGAGUGGAUUGCAUAUGGCAUCUCCAACUUCCAUUGUUUACACUGGAAAUGGAAUAACUGCUGUGGUGGGAUUCAUUACAGAUGUGAAUGACGAUCAUUUAUUGGAUUUUGUUGUUGCUUAUUAUCAGAGAGAUUAUAACUUUGCGAGUCAGGUGAUUUAUCUCAAUAACGGUUGUGGAUAUGUUCGACAUUCGAAUCCUUUUGAGCCUUUAGUCUAUUGCAAACAACAUUUUCUGAAUCAAAUCAUGAUCAAGUGGGAGGCAGACCCACCGGUGAUCACACUCCACAUUCCAAAUGAUACUUUCUCUGGUGUGAUUGCUUUGCCUUAUCAUCCCAUUGAAAUACCUGCCAUUAUCUUUGCAAUGAGCGGAGUCAAGAUUGAAACGCACAUGGAAAAGUUUUUUAAGGGAAAUUUACCUAUUCAAUAUCAUGCCAUUUCGAAAGGAGAUGAGAUUUACGUUGGACAACCUGGACCUCCUUCGAAACCUUCCUCGCCCACCUCAAUGAUGAAUGGUGACGAUGAAGAAGAGGAUCAGAGAAAUGGAAAUGGGUCAUCCACCACAUUGCCCUACUCUGGAACAGGCACAGGUGCUUCUCACUUUUACUAUGGCAGUUCAGGACAACCCAGUAGUGAUGUCGUGAGUUCGAGUGGACAAGUCACAGGCGGUCAACAUCAACCUGGAGUUAUUCCUGCCCCGCAUGGAAAGAAUGGUUAA
This is a messenger RNA of Naegleria fowleri, 726 nucleotides long. RefSeq lists its product as uncharacterized. The transcript is spliced from 2 exons. The record is from RefSeq and is a predicted model, not a curated record. NCBI's taxonomy places the organism in Eukaryota, Heterolobosea, Eutetramitea, Acrasida, Naegleriidae. The coding region runs from base 1 to 726 and encodes 241 amino acids.